Spodoptera frugiperda (fall armyworm) is the source of this 1896-nucleotide messenger RNA. RefSeq lists its product as uncharacterized. The transcript has 2 exons. The record is from RefSeq and is a predicted model, not a curated record. Lineage: Eukaryota; Metazoa; Arthropoda; Insecta; Lepidoptera; Noctuidae. The coding region runs from base 322 to 1608 and encodes 428 amino acids.
ACAGACAAACAGACAAAAAAAGUUAAUAGGCUAGUAUCCACUAUGAAUAAAUCGGAUGGAUUAGCGUUUACAAUUAAUGUUUAUGAUAUAUAGCUACAAAAAAAUAGAACUAUUUAGAAAAAUAAUUAAAGAUUGAUAAUAUUUUUAGAAAAGAAAAUCGAAAAAAAUAGGCAUUUAGUCACGUGACAGUAAACGCCAAUCAGAGAAUGUUACGUCACGCCGUGUCAAACAUGGUUGUUGUUGACGUUUUCAUUGAAAAGGACGCGUUGACUACUUCACAUUUUAUUCGUUUAUAGCAUUAUUCUCAAGUUGAUAGUUAUCAUGGAACCAGGUUUUGUUAAAGCAGACAGUAAUAACUUGCCUAGAAUCGACGCAAUUAUGCUUGGCCGAUUUUUCGCGUCAAACAAUGACUUUUGCUCAUCGGAAUUUCGCAAUAUCAAAACUUCGAUGUCAUCACGAGCUUCUUACGGAGAUGACGCCGUAAGCUAUGUGCAGCUUAAGCGAGAAAACAAAUUUUGUACUGUAAAGUGCAAAAUAUGUCCAGAACACAAAGUUCAUGCCAAAUUAUAUGGAUGUACAUUGGUGGUUGAUGAAGAAGAUGACAUUAUUCUGUCUGUCCAGUGUCAAGACUGUGUAGCAUCACAGGGUGGCUGUAAGCACGCUAUAGCGUUCCUUAUGUGGGUUCAUCGUCGAAGUGAGGAACCAUCAUGCACUUCUGUGGAGUGCUAUUGGAAGAAAUCCAAACUGUCUCAAGUUGGUACUACAAUUAAAUAUAUGACAGCGAAGGAAUUGUCCAAAGGAAAUCCCAUAUUACCAGCAAAUCCAUCUGUUUUUAAUAAUUUUUUAGAAGAGGCAAGAAAGAGAAAAGUUGAGGACUGUCAACUUUUAAAAUACCAACCUACUUAUAGUGAAAGUGAAACAUGGGCUAUCUCAAUGCAUCAACUUACUUAUAAGUUUAAAGAAAGAUGCGUUGAAGAUUUUUUGAAGAAAAUUGAAAUAACAGCAUCUUUAAUCAAGAAAGUGGAAGAGGAAACAAGAGAACAGUCUAAUAGCGCUCUGUGGUUUGAACUGAGAUAUGGUCGAAUAACUGCUUCAAGAGCAUUUGAAGUAAGCCGAUGCAAAACAAGUGACGGCACACUCAUUUCCCUCAUACUAGGUGGUAAAAUUCCUGAUACUCCGGCCAUGAAACGUGGCCGUGUUCUAGAAAAUGAAGUAAGAAAAACUGUUGAGAGCAAAAUAAAAAAAAAAGUUAGUAAGUGUGGCCUCUUGUUAAAUUCUAAGUACCCAAUGAUUGCUGGUUCACCAGACGGAAUUUUCGAAGAUGGGAUAGUUGAAAUUAAGUGUCCUAUUAGUAAAACAACAUAUAAAAAUUAUAUAAAAAAUGCACUGGCUACAGAAAAAUAUUAUGCCCAAAUGCAGCUUCAGAUGUAUUUAUCACAAAAGAAAAACUGUUGCUUUUGUAUAGCUGACCCAGACUUUAGUCAAAAUAAAAAAGUGGAUAUAAUAAAUAUAGAAUUUGAUCCUCAAUAUGUUGAGAAUUUUAUCAAUAAGUUAUUAAACUUUUGGAAAAUUAAUAUAUAUCCUUUAUUAUAUCAGAGUGUAGAGUGAGUAUGUUUGGAUUUUAAAUAAAAGUAACAUUUUAAAUUAGUUAUAUAUAUAGUUGAUGAUACUCAUAAACUGCAUAACUAACAGUGAUUCAAAUUUAGACUGAACAGGAAGAUUCAAAUUUAUGAGUGAGUCUAUGAGUAUCACCGACAAUACAUUCUUGUAUUUGUAUGUAUGUCCGCUAGUAUUUUAUAAAAUAAUCUUACACUUUAUUCAUCAAAGUGUAGACUUAGACUAAGUGUGUGUAUGUACAUAAUAUAUGUUUUGAAUAAAAAAGAAAUAAUUUUGAAA